GGGAAAGCGAGCCCCUGCAGCCAGAGAGAGAGGGCUGACCCGCCACUAAUUCCUCUCCUCCUGCCAUGUACCAAGAUGCAGUUGGAGGAGGGGGCGGAGGCGUGGUGGAGGAGGGGGAGGCAGCCGAGUACCACAUCAUGUACAGCCACUAUGACCCCCUGCCAACCCCCACCCCCCAGGACACCACCACCACCGCCCUCAAGCUGGGGCAGGCUGGCGCCAAGGACAGACCCCUGGCCAGCGUUACCCUGGCCGGGGGCACGGCGCUGGUGCCGGGCGCUGAACUGGUGGACGUCCCUGCCCUCUCUGCCUCCCCCCCAUGUGGGGCGGGAGGGGGCGGGGCGCUGGCCGUCACCACCGAGGGGUUGGGGGUGGCAGGGCAGCGGCACCACUCCCCUGUGGCGGUUGGGGGCAUGGAGGCAGCGGCAGCAGCACUUGUCACCUCCAUGGUGGCCCCAGGGGAGUGUGAGGGUGGUGGCAGUGGUGGCAGGAAGGUGAUCGUCAAGCUGUUCAACAGCAACACCUUCAGCCUGGACAUCAUCACCGACAGCGACGGGGAGGCGGCCAUGGCCCCCCACCACGUGCUGACCAGGGGCAGCGCACUAGUGCACGCCAAACUGUCUAGCGGCACCAUCUUCCCCGCCGAGGACCAGGCAGGGGACGGGGAGGAGGGGGGGCUGGUGGUCCCCCCAGCACAUGCCCCUGCCCAGGUGGCACAAGAGGAGGAGGCGGAGGCAGCAGCCCUGCCCUGCCGGGUGAUGUGGACCUGUGCAUACUGUAGUGUGAUGCUGGCCACCUCAGAGGCCAUGGCAGCCCACCAGCAGGUGUGUGCCAAGGCCCUGGGGGACCUGCCACCGCUGCACACUGGCACCUCCCAGACCACCGUGGACGCACUCAUGUCCCCAUUGCGGCCACAGGAGGAGCCAGCCUACCACCUCAAGCUGGAGGGCGCCGCCGAAAGCCACGAGGUCACCACCACCACUGCCAGUGAGGAGGGCGGCAUGGCGGAGGUGGUGGCGGUGUGGGUGUGUGCCGUGUGUGAGGAGGAGUUUCCUGACCCUGGUGCUCUGGGCCACCACCUGCCCUCACACUCUGUCCACCAGCUGGCUGCCGCGCUGCUGCAGUUGGCCACGCCCCACCAGAGGGUCAGGCCAGCAGUGGCGGCCACUGCCCCGGACACCGCCACCCCCACCACCCCCUCCACCACCACCACCACCACAGCCACCAGUACCCCUGCGUCCCCAGACCGCCGGGCCCUUGUGGCUGUGGCCAGCCCCACCUGGCCCAGUGGCCAUCCGGACAUCAAGAUGGAGGAGGAAAACGUGGACAACCCUGGAGACACCCCCCCCCAGACACCCCCCCAGGACAAGCCCCUGGCCAGGCGGGCACGGCGGCGCCCUGGGCCCAGGCCCCAGGACAGGCUGGAGCGGAAGAGGAAGUACACAAGGAGGAAGAAGGAGGAAGAGGAGGAGGUUGUGGCGGAGGAGAACGAGGCAGAGAGUCAGGGCAAGGAGUACAGGAGCAUCACCACCACCUCCAUCAUCACCCCCAUAGCCACCACCUCCACCACCACCACCACAGGCCAGGGAGCUCCAGCUGGCCCCAGCAGCAGCAGCAGCAGCUCGGGGGGGCGAGGGAGCAGGGACCCCCACCACUGUGAGGUGUGCAACAAGAAGCUCUCCUCACGUGGCAACCUGGCCAAGCACCUCAUCCGCCACCGCACCAAGAAGCCCUUCGAGUGCAGCCUCUGCCACGCCUCCUUCAACGCCAAGCGGGACUGUCGCAACCACUACCUGCAGCACCACACCACCGAGCGCCCCAACCGUUGCCACAUCUGCGGGAAAAGCUACGUGGACAAGAGCUACCUCCUCGCGCACAUGGUCUUCCACCGCGACCAGAAGGCAUACACAUGCGAGCUGUGCGGCAAGAAGUUCAACACGUCACGCUGCGUCACCCGGCACAAGAAGCGGCACCAGGAGGAGAAGCGCUUCGUGUGCGACAUCUGCUUCAGGCCGUUCGCUGUCAAGGGUGACCUGACCUCACACAAGCGUAAAGUCCACAGCAAACAGACCCAGGGAGCAGGAACAGCCAGAACGCAACCACAACCACAACAACAGCUGCUACCCAAUCCACAGCAAACACAGCCACACCUUUCACUCACAGCCCAGCAGCCACCACCACAGACAGACACACACACACCACACACCACACAAGGCAAGGUCAAGGAGCUCACAGACUUCAUCCUCCCAGAAGUGGUCGCCUCUCCACACAUCCUCCCUGACCAACUCCUGCCCUCGGACCUCUCAGGGGGGGGCGGUUUGGGGGGCGCCGUGACCUCCAAGGGCGGAAUAUUCAUCAGUGGUGACCCUCUUGCUGUGACCUCCCUGAUCGCUGGGGGGGAGGGGGACAAUGGGGCGGGGUGCUCAUAUGGGGUGACCUUAGCACCGACGGGGGGUGGGGGGCCAGGCAGGGGGGAUGUGGUGGGGGGCGAGGGGCAGCCGGCCUACAUCAUGAUCAACAGCGGUGGCAGCUCAGCGGAGAAGGGCGUAGCGACCACCACCGCCGGCCUCAGCAUCAUGUACACCAGCGCCCCGACCCUCACCCAACAGGUUGGGGAUUUGGACGACAUUCAGCAGCUGUCUACAUCAGUGGGGCCGAGCCUGGUGGGGGGGGAGGGCCAGCUGGACCUAGCAAGCCACCUGGAGGGCCAGCACCACACCCAGGACCACGGCACUGCUUCCCUGACUGCUGGUGACGGAGGAAUGACCACCACACACAGGGGAGAUCUGGGCCUGGGGGGCAGUGAGGGGGGACCUGGGGGGGUGCUGGUGGGGGGGGAGGACGGCCACAACCCCCCCAGUGCGCAUGACCCCAACUCAGGCUUCCCCCUCGAGCUCAUCUCUCAGACCUACCAACUUGACCUCCAGAGAAGUCAACCAACUGCCUCCUACCUGGGCUGAGAGAGAGAGAGAGAGAGAGAGAGAGAGAGAGAGAGAGAGAGAGAGAGAGAGAGAGAGAGAGAGAAUAAUAUGCUCUAUGGAUGAGUAAGAAAAAUGUGAUGAUGGAAGGGAAAAGAGGAAGGAAGGAAAGAAAAGGGAAAGAGGAAAGAAGACAAAAUAAAAGGAGAGAGAAUGUAGAAAAAGAAAAAAAGAAAGGAGUCACAUUAGUCUGAGAGAGAGAGAGAGAGAGAGAGAGAGAGAGAGAGAGAGAGAAUGUUGAAAAAAAAGGAAGAAAGUCACAUUAGUCUAAAGGAGAGAGAGAGAGAGAGAGAGAGAGAGAAUGUACAUAUUUAUCGACGUACAUGUGUAUAUUUAUUUUUGUUUCCAUGUUGUCGCAGAUUAUUUA
This is a messenger RNA of Eriocheir sinensis (Chinese mitten crab), 3345 nucleotides long. RefSeq names its product zinc finger protein 335-like. Gene Ontology annotation, molecular function: DNA-binding transcription factor activity, RNA polymerase II-specific; RNA polymerase II cis-regulatory region sequence-specific DNA binding. The transcript has 4 exons. NCBI's taxonomy places the organism in Eukaryota, Metazoa, Arthropoda, Malacostraca, Decapoda, Varunidae. The record is from RefSeq and is a predicted model, not a curated record. The coding region runs from base 66 to 2960 and encodes 964 amino acids. Gene Ontology annotation, biological process: regulation of DNA-templated transcription.